Messenger RNA from Dreissena polymorpha, 1817 nucleotides. RefSeq lists its product as uncharacterized. NCBI's taxonomy places the organism in Eukaryota, Metazoa, Mollusca, Bivalvia, Myida, Dreissenidae. The transcript is spliced from 23 exons. The record is from RefSeq and is a predicted model, not a curated record. The coding region runs from base 163 to 1722 and encodes 519 amino acids.
CUUCGUCAUGGCUAUCUACAAUUGAACCUCUACUCACAGACAGACUUAUCGGGAAGGCAGUCGGACAUUCCUAUUAAUACUUGAAGUCGUGCUAUAAUAACUAGAGUCAUUUCAAACGCGAAACUUAUCGCAUCUUUGAACAUCACGAGCUGACCUACCAGGAUGGUGGUCGUUGCAGUUCAACAAAUUGUCACCUUCUUGCUGGUCCUGUCGGCUGAGGCUUUCAUAUUUGAAUCAGAUGCUUGCAAUCGAUAUCAUGACUAUGCAGACUUAAUUAGCCUGGCUCAUGUUGAAAAUUGUCUCAGUGUUGAUCAAGUAUUUAGUAAACUGAAGCGUCUUGGCGACUUUCAAAACCAAGACUGUUUUAGACACGUUCUAAACCAAAUGGGAGACAGAUACGGUGUUUCGGUCAGUAUACCCGAAGAUUGCCAAUGUAACGGCACCAACACCUUGCUAACGUAUGAAUAUCACGUGAUUCAAGGGACGGCAGACUAUAGACAUUACUGCAUGGAACAUGACCUACACUACAGAGCACUGUUUGAUGCAUUUUUCAAAGAUAACGGGAAUCUAGCACCAGCUUGUCGAUCGCAUCAUUCGGUGUGGUAUGAUCUUUCAAGAAUACAAGAUAACACAUGUGCAAGGGAUUUGAUAUACCACUUAAAAUACGCGUUUGACCGUCACCCUAGUCAGUGCUCUUGUCAACAAAGUCUUCAGUAUGGCGACCCAAACAACUGCCCUCAGUUUCACAGUUACCAGGCGUUGCUCCGUCUCAAGGAUGCCGAGUUGUGUACCAGCAAAAAUUCACAGUGGGAUCUGUUACAUGACCUUGAACUUAGAAGCCCGGUGUGCCGCAAGGAUAUCAUCACCGACCUUACCAUGCACUUCAAAAACGCCUUGGCAGUGGAUCCAUGCACAUGUUAUUCUGUUGCGUCGAUAUCAAACGAAGAACCUUUGUUAGAAGCGGGACAACUAUACCAAUGCUCUGGUGUUCGUGACAGCAGCUAUAAUGAUCUACGGCAAUCAUCGUUUGGCGGAGCAAGCAACACAGGUUGUGCCACCCACUAUCACCUUUGGCAGCAGUUGCAAGACAUACACGAUUACUAUGGAUACGAUUGCACAAAGGACUUUAUACUCAGAGCCGCAAAUAAAUACCCAAGUUCCGCAAAAGAUCCAUGCCAAUGCUCAGGUUCCCUACCUACAACAACAGCAACAACAACAACAACAACAACGACUACUACUACUUCAGAUUCGCUUACAACUACACAGUACAGCUCAUUACUAACGUCAACAACUUCGUCGCAAGCGCUUACUAGUACAGCUCCACAGUACAAAUUCCAGUGCCGCAAGUACGACCUAGUUGCAGACAUAGCUACUGCUACUUACGUGCACACAAAUGGUUCAACAUCAUGUGGCAGUAAAGUAUCUGGUACAAAUGAGGACUUGGUGCUCGCGUUGUGCAACAUGACGUCAAUAGACACGUGGUCACGAGGGGUCCAGGUGAUAAGUAAUUGUGAUAGUAUCCCGCACUAUUCCCCGGUUUCUACAUUCGGUGCCGCGGGAAAUUACAAACCUCUGGACGCCCAGUCCGGGAUCUUCUUGGAGUGUAUACCAAAUGGGUUCAAGAUGGCCAUCCAGCCUUGCACUGGCGGACCUCAGAUCGUUCACGUGGAGACGAACGGACUGUUCUACAACAACGCCUCGAACUACUACAUCGUGGUGUAGUGAUUCCAUCGUCAGGCAUUUUGAAUUGGUUUUGAACCUGUUUUUCCUAACUGUGUGUUGUAUCAAAAAAUAUGAAUAAUAACAGUGAAACCGUU